AUGAGCCCAAUGCCACCAGCACGGAAUGGCUGGGUGCACUGGCUCAGUCCAACAACCCUCGCUUCUGGGACUCAAAAAUCUGAAGUAAACAAUGGUUUGACAACAAAGCCUGAGGUCAAGGAUGUCCAUACUGUCAAAGCUCAGUUUGAGCUGCAAACAUUGGACGACUCUUAUCCAGCAGAAGAUGUCAUGUGCAGCAAGAAGGCAGCAAACACUUUGAUGUAUGUCGUAAGUGCUUGCAAAAAGAUCAGGAAGUCCAGCACUGACCCACUGCAUUUUGUGGUGCAUACUGAGCCUCUGUUUCCGGAGGCAGCAGUGUCCAUGUACAACGUUGUUCCAGAGUUUUCCUUGGAGGAUUUUGAAAACAUGGAUGUGACCUUUACAGGUGAUACAGACAUUCUCAAGCAGCGGUUCUCAGUGAUCGAUCUGCACGGCUUGGAUGAUGUGCCUGUGGUGGUGCCAAAUGUGCGUGAUGCGGAUGGGAGCCUCAUCCAUCCCUCUGAGUACUCCAAGCAAUUGGACAAGGGGACUCCAGUAGCGGUGGAAGUCCUGUUGCAACUGACAAAGACUGCCCUUCCCAAUGGCAUUGGAAUGCCCGCUGACCCUAUAGGCAAACACAAGGCAGAUGCUCCUCCUGCCCAUGUGGGUCCCACUAGGAAGGCAGCUAAGAUGGCUGGGGCAAACAUGUAG
This is a messenger RNA of Suillus bovinus, 690 nucleotides long. RefSeq lists its product as uncharacterized. The transcript has 7 exons. The record is from RefSeq and is a predicted model, not a curated record. Bases 1 to 690 code for a protein of 229 amino acids. Lineage: Eukaryota; Fungi; Basidiomycota; Agaricomycetes; Boletales; Suillaceae.